ACCAAUGCUAUAUAUUGUCAAGAAUCUUCUCUCCAGUCCAUUAUUUUCCUUUUGAUUCUUUCUCUCUUAUCUCUCUCUUUGUUUUUCUUUUUUUUUUUGGCUCCUGUUACCUGGAUACGCUUAACAACUGGCUGAGAAGCAAGCUGAAAUAUACAUUUACCAUUUUCCCCUUCUUGUCUUAUCAACAGUGUCACCAUCAUGUAUGUUAAAGAUGCAGAGCAGGUCAGCCAAGAAAUGGAGGAACUUGAUGACAGCAACAACAAAAAGCCUUGGCCUUUGCUUUGUAGGGGUGGUUUCUUCUGUUCCCAGAUGGAGAAUUGGGCUGAUAAAGACUCUCCCCCGGCUGUGGUCAGUGGCAGCAAUGAACUGGAAUGCAUUUCUGAAGAUGCAGUUGCCACAGACAGAAAACAUGACUUGUUGACAAAUUUUGUUCCCACUCUUCGGUCAGGAGAGUGGUCUGAUAUUGGGGGUCGUCCCUAUAUGGAGGAUACUCAUAUAUGCAUUGCGGACUUGGCUAAGAAUUUUGGUUGUAAUUUAAUGAGCGAAGAAGCUGUUUCCUUCUAUGGUGUUUUUGAUGGGCAUGGAGGACAGGAUGCAUCUCAAUUUGUCCGUGAUCAUUUGCCUAGAGUUAUUGUUGAGGAUGCUGAGUUUCCCUUAGAACUUGAGAAAGUUGUCACCAGGUCGUUCAUGGAGACUGAUGCUGCAUUUGCAAAGUCUACCCUGGCUUCUGGCACUACUGCUAUCACUGCAAUGAUAUCUGGGAGGUCUUUACUUGUGGCAAAUGCUGGGGAUUCUAGGGCAGUACUAUCAAGGCGUGGAAUAGCUACAGAGAUGUCGAAGGAUCAUAGGCCUUGUUGCAUGGAAGAGAGGAGACGAGUUGAAUCUCUGGGUGGAUCCAUUGAUGAUGGUUAUCUGAAUGGUCAACUGGGUGUCACCCGGGCGAUAGGCGAUUGGCACCUUGAAGGUAUGAAGGAAACGGGCGAGAGAAUUGGCCCCCUAAGUGCUGAACCAGAAAUCAAAAUGAUAAUAUUGACCAAGGAAGAUGAGUUUUUGAUCAUCGGUAGUGAUGGAAUAUGGGAUGUUUUUUCCAGCCAAAAUGCCAUAGAUUUUACAAGGAGGCGACUCCAGGAGCACAAUGAUGUGAAGUUGUGCUGCAAAUUAAUAGUUGAAGAAGCAAAAAAAAGAGGUGCAACAGACAAUUUGACAGUUGUUCUGGUGAGUUUUCACUUGGAGCCGCCUCCCCCUUCUAUCAUACAACGGGCAAGUGUCAGGAGAAGUAUUUCUGCCGAGGGGCUUCAUAGUCUCAAGUGCCUGUUAGAAGGAUAAAAUUCUAUAUAUUCUUUCCAUUCAAUACUUGGUAGACGAGGGAGAGAACUAGUUAAUGAUUAUGCUUGGCUGUCCAGGUAGGAUCGUCCUAUGUAUAUAUAUUCAUCAAUAAAAGCAAAUAAAUUUUGAAAUAAUCAAAUUAUGAUUAUGAUUCAUAAUUUGAUAGAUUUUAGAUUCUCUUUCUGAAUCAUUCUUAUUGGCUUCUAAUGGAGCUUGAGGGUAAUUUGAGGAACAGAAUUGAUUGUAUAUAUGGGGCAUGGAUGGAUGAUUGUAAAUAGAAAUAAUUCUGUUAUUGUUCUAUUUUUUAAAUGUAUUAUUGCAGACAAAUGUCAUCCUCCUGAAAGUACUAACAUUGAACUUUUGACAGUUUAAUAGCCAUCAUUUUGGUUAUCCUCUUGACUCUCACGGUUGUUUCUUAACCAGAGAAGCAGCUAUUGUCUCACCUGUUUAAGCUAAAUAUGGUUCUUGAAUGGAUCUUCCCAUAUGGAUAGGGGAUAUCGGGGUUGCAAGUGAAUUGCACAGGAUAGGACCACAAAGUGGGCAGUAUAAUCUGUGCUACUUAGGGAAUCCAACUUGAGACUACCAUCAUGGAAAUGAAGAGUUGAUAUACAAUGCGUGCUAUGCCACUAAAUGCAUCCAAAUCUAGCAUUGCAUACCAGCACGGAAAUGACUGAUUGCAUGCACAUGUUUGCAUGAUCACACAUAGUGACAUAUCAUGACAGUAAAAAGAAAUCCUCCAAAGUUUCAUGAACUUUAGACAUGUAGGAUCAAUUUCUGAUCUGGUUACAUAUUUAUCUAGGUAAUCAUCUCCUAGCCGACAGGC
This is a messenger RNA of Durio zibethinus, 2149 nucleotides long. RefSeq names its product putative protein phosphatase 2C 27. Lineage: Eukaryota; Viridiplantae; Streptophyta; Magnoliopsida; Malvales; Malvaceae. The record is from RefSeq and is a predicted model, not a curated record. Gene Ontology annotation, molecular function: protein serine/threonine phosphatase activity; cation binding. Gene Ontology annotation, biological process: protein dephosphorylation.